Messenger RNA from Colletotrichum chrysophilum, 975 nucleotides. RefSeq lists its product as uncharacterized. The transcript has a single exon. Lineage: Eukaryota; Fungi; Ascomycota; Sordariomycetes; Glomerellales; Glomerellaceae. The coding region runs from base 1 to 975 and encodes 324 amino acids. The record is from RefSeq and is a predicted model, not a curated record.
AUGGGCUUAUUUGGUACUUCAAGCUCCGAAAAUAUGUCUGAAGUUCUCGUCGUCACCUCAGCCAGCGGCCGACAGAAUGCCCACCUGCUACCGCUUCUUGUAUCAUCCAAGCGCUUCAAGCUCCGACUUAUAUCGCACUCAGAGGCCUCAGCCGACAAAUUUCGGACAAGAUAUCCUGGUGCCGAAGUUGUCGUCGCCGACUUGGCCUCUGUCGAUGCCUGUCGGGAGCUACUUCGUGGCGCUACUGCGGUCUACCACGCCGGCCCGAGCAUUCACUCCCGCGAGCGGGAGAUGGGAUUCAACAUGAUCGAUGCUGCUACUGCCGAGGCGCGCGAGCCUGGCAAUCAGUUUCGUCACUUUGUGUACUCUAGUGUGUUGGGUACACAGCACCGCAAGCUCAUGCAGCACGACCUGAAGAGCUUCGUGGAGGAACGUCUGAUGCUCAGCCCAAUUCCGUGGACGAUUCUGCAACCAACCAACUUCAUGGAUGCCUAUCCGGUUGCACACCUUGCCAGCAUGGAGAAUCCGUCGAUGGAACGACUCUGGAAACCCAAUAUGCCGAACAGCUUGAUCGCCCUCAGAGACCUCGCUGAGGCUGCUGCCAAGGUGCUGACUGAACGUGAGAAGCACUUCUAUGCGCAAUACCCUUUGGCUAGUACCCUGCCCACUACGGAUGCCGAGGUAUUCGAAGCGAUCAGCAAGAAGAUUGGGAAGGAAGUUCAAGUAAACACACCAACGUUUGAAAAGGGGGUUGAAAAUGCCUUAGCGAUGCUGUUUGGAGGAAACAGUAUGCUCUGCGCUGAGGGGGACCUGAGACCUGAUGUUACGAAAGAUGAAGCGGAGAGACUCAUUCUAUUCUACAACCGGUACAGCUUGGCUGGCAACCCGAACGUGUUGCGAUGGCUUCUUGGGCGUGAGCCAACUACAGUGGAGCAAUGGGUGAAGCUCCAGCUUGACGAGGCAAAGCUCAAAUAG